Molecule: messenger RNA, 3811 nt
Organism: Phascolarctos cinereus (koala)
Lineage: Eukaryota; Metazoa; Chordata; Mammalia; Diprotodontia; Phascolarctidae
Gene: STAT5B
Product: signal transducer and activator of transcription 5B
Biological process (GO): regulation of DNA-templated transcription; signal transduction
Molecular function (GO): DNA binding; DNA-binding transcription factor activity
Source: RefSeq, a predicted model, not a curated record
ACCCCCUUGCGAGGACCUUCUCUCUUAUGCAUGGUCAUCUGAAAAAGUUAGGGACAGAGAACUCAGAUCUUUUUUCUUUUUUAAACCCUGCUUUCCACCCCCACCCUUUUUUCCUGAACCCCUCUGGGUCCUACACAGUCAUCCAGUCCAUUCUCCCUUAGCUCCUACGGAUGGGGUCCCUUCAUUUCAGAAAACUCUCUGGGGAAGAAAACGCCUCCCUUCCCUCUCUGCCUCUCUGUGACCCCCUCACUCCUUCCUCCAGUUUCGGUGUCUUCUACCCCUAGCUGUAAUUCAGUCUGACUGGCAGCGGGGACAACUGUCCACGCAAGCUCUCCGCUCCGAGUGGGAAGCCGCCAAGAAGGCCUAGUUCGGAGCCCUGGGUGGGUCGCCCUGGGGAGCAAAGCCGGGAUAAUUAUUGAUCAGCAGGUUGUGAACAAUGGCUAUGUGGAUCCAAGCCCAACAGCUCCAGGGAGAUGCCCUCCACCAGAUGCAAGCCUUGUACGGCCAGCACUUCCCCAUCGAGGUGCGGCAUUACUUAUCCCAGUGGAUUGAGAGCCAAGCGUGGGACUCAAUAGAUCUUGAUAAUCCACAGGAGAACAUUAAAGCUACUCAGCUCCUGGAGGGUCUGAUCCAGGAGCUACAGAAGAAGGCUGAGCACCAAGUGGGGGAAGAUGGGUUUUUACUGAAGAUCAAGCUAGGGCAUUAUGCCACUCAGCUGCAGAAUACUUAUGACCGCUGCCCCAUGGAGUUGGUCCGAUGCAUCCGGCACAUAUUAUACAAUGAACAGAGGCUGGUCCGAGAAGCUACCAACUGUAGCUCUCCAGCUGGGAACCUGGCUGAUGCUAUGUCCCAGAAACACCUGCAGAUCAACCAGACUUUUGAGGAGCUGCGACUGGUCACUCAGGACACAGAGAAUGAGCUGAAGAAGCUGCAGCAGACUCAGGAGUAUUUCAUCAUCCAGUACCAGGAGAGCCUCAGAAACCAGGCUCAGUUUUCCCAGCUGUCACAGCUGAGCCCCCAGGAACGCUUGACAAGGGAAACAGCACUUCAGCAGAAGCAGGUGUCCCUGGAGGCCUGGCUGCAGCGGGAGGCCCAGACUCUCCAGCAGUACCGCGUGGAGCUAGCAGAGAAACAUCAGAAGACCCUCCAGCUGCUCCGGAAGCAGCAAACUGUCAUUCUGGAUGAUGAGCUGAUCCAGUGGAAGAGAAGGCAGCAGCUGGCCGGGAACGGGGGGCCUCCAGAGGGCAGCCUGGACGUCCUGCAGUCUUGGUGCGAGAAGUUGGCCGAGAUCAUCUGGCAGAACCGGCAGCAGAUCAGGAGGGCUGAGCAUCUUUGUCAGCAGUUGCCCAUUCCUGGACCUGUGGAGGAGAUGCUGACUGAGCUCAAUGCCACCAUCACAGACAUCAUCUCUGCCUUGGUGACCAGCACCUUCAUCAUUGAGAAGCAGCCCCCUCAGGUCCUGAAGACACAGACCAAGUUUGCAGCUACAGUGCGUCUCCUGGUGGGUGGGAAGUUGAAUGUGCACAUGAACCCUCCUCAAGUGAAGGCCACCAUCAUCAGUGAGCAGCAGGCCAAGUCUUUGCUGAAGAACGAGAACACUCGAAAUGAUUACAGUGGUGAGAUAUUGAACAAUUGCUGUGUGAUGGAGUAUCACCAGGCAACCGGCACCCUCAGCGCACACUUCAGGAAUAUGUCCCUAAAACGCAUUAAGAGGUCUGACCGUCGUGGUGCAGAAUCAGUAACAGAAGAGAAAUUUACAAUCCUGUUUGAGUCGCAGUUCAGUGUUGGUGGGAAUGAGCUGGUUUUUCAGGUCAAGACCCUCUCCCUCCCUGUGGUAGUGAUUGUUCAUGGUAGCCAAGAUAACAAUGCUACAGCCACUGUUCUCUGGGACAAUGCUUUUGCAGAACCUGGCCGGGUGCCAUUUGCUGUACCUGACAAAGUACUGUGGCCCCAGCUGUGCGAGGCUCUCAACAUGAAGUUCAAGGCAGAAGUCCAGAGCAACCGAGGCCUGACGAAGGAGAACUUGGUGUUCCUGGCUCAGAAACUGUUCAACAGCAGCAGCAACAACAUGGAGGAUUACAACAGCAUGGCCAUCUCUUGGUCCCAGUUCAACAGGGAGAACCUACCUGGACGGAAUUAUACUUUCUGGCAGUGGUUUGAUGGGGUGAUGGAAGUGUUAAAAAAACAUCUCAAGCCUCAUUGGAAUGAUGGGGCCAUCUUGGGUUUUGUGAACAAGCAGCAGGCCCAUGACCUACUCAUCAACAAACCAGAUGGGACCUUCCUGCUUCGAUUCAGUGACUCUGAAAUUGGGGGCAUCACCAUUGCCUGGAAGUUUGACUCUCAGGAGAGGAUGUUUUGGAAUCUGAUGCCUUUUACCACCAGAGACUUCUCUAUCCGGUCCCUGGCUGACCGCUUGGGAGAUCUGAAUUACCUUAUCUACGUGUUCCCUGAUCGGCCAAAAGAUGAAGUAUACUCCAAGUAUUACACACCAGUUAUGUGCGAGUCUGCCACUGCUAAAGCUGUGGAUGGCUAUGUGAAACCACAGAUCAAGCAGGUGGUCCCAGAGUUUGUCAGUGCAUCUGCAGAUUCUUCAGGGGGCAGUGCCACAUACAUGGAUCAGGCCCCAUCCCCAGCUGUGUGCUCCCAGUCUCAUUAUAAUAUGUAUCCACAGAACCCUGACUCUGUCCUUGACCCAGAUGGGGAUUUUGACCUGGACGACACUAUGGAUGUAGCAAGACAUGUUGAAGAACUCUUACGCCGACCAAUAGACAGUCAGUGGAUUCCCCAUGCUCAGUCGUGACCCCUGAUCCCUCCACCCCAUAGCUCUUCAUCCCCCAGCCGGAGGAUCACUCUUGUGGAUGUUUAAUUCCAUGAAUCGCUUCUCUUUGGAAAUAAUACUCAUAAUGUGAAGUGUUAAUACUAGUUGUGACUUUAGUAUUUCUGUGCAUGGUGAUGCCAGUGGGGUGGGUGUGAGUGUGUGUGAGUGUGUGUAUGUAUAUUCAAGUGAGGUAUUGUUCUUCCCCUUCCCUCCUUUCUGUCCAAGAUUUGGCUGCAUUUAUCAGGACCUUAGGGACUGUGGCCAAUUUCUCUUUACUAAAAGCCAGUUCUUGGGAAAGUCUGAGCUUUGGCUUUGGGAGGGUGGGGAUGAGUAGGGGUGGAAGGGAGGUUGCAUCUCCUAAUCAAUGACUUAUGUUGCUGUUUCAGCCAAAUAUUACAGUCAAAAAUUUAGAAGUUGUUGCCUUUAACUAUCCUCUGAAAUUUCGAUCACUGCCUUUUAACAGAAAAAGCCAGGUUUUCUUUCUUUCUUUUUUUUUCCUAGGUAGGGUUGGGAAAUGAUGACAGUUUGAAAAGGUAGAUGGAGUGGGGGAAAAAGUUAUGGGUUUUCUGUUUGGGGGUUGAUCUUUUUAAAAUGCCACUUAGCACAUACAAAUUCACCUUUUUGUGUGGAUUUGCUCCUUUGCGGGAGUGAGAACGCAUGCAUGCAUGAAUGUUUGGGGAUGUGUAUGUUUGACACGGGUAUGAGAAAAACUAGCCAUAGAUGUACAUGCUUGUAGUACUGAUAUCCUGUGCAUUUGGGCUAUGGUGGAAUACUAGAUAUUAACUUCCCAGGGUUAAAAACAAUAAUUUGUUUCCUGGGGUAACCCACAAUUUGGAUCUGAUCAUUCAAAGACUUUUCCUUCCCUGCUCAUUCUCUGGAAUGUUGGAUACUAAAGUGUGAGGGUUUGUUUGGUUUUUUUUAAAGGAUCACUUAAAGGGUUAUGGAUUUUAUAAAUGUUAGGUGCCCUUUAGUUUUUUCUAAAAUGUAUCCUCU